GAGGACAGGAACAAGGACUGGACCUUGGAUGGCUGAUCCUCUUAUCCAGUCCUGACAUGGUGCUGGGAGGUCAGAGUCUGCGGAGUCCCGCUUCUGAUGGGCUUGGGGGCACCAGAGCAGGCCCAGGGUGGAUGCCCCUGCCACCUGGCCGUCAGGGCUCUCCCUGGGACUGGCCACCAGGAGUUCCAGCGUCCAACUUCAUUGAGGGGGCGGACCCAGAGCAGUCCAGCCCCUCCCUGGACCAGGGCCUCAAAUACCCGCCUGAGCCCUGGCACCAGAACUGCUGCCCCACCAAGUGAGGAGUCUGUGUUGUGCCACAGACACACCCCCAGCCUGGAUCUCUGACCUAGAUCCCGAGCCUCGGCUGCCGCCCCAUCCGCAUCCCAGCCGCCCGCUCCGCGCCAUGGGUGGGUUCCGCGCCCUAAUGGCCGCGCUCUGGGCGCUGGGGGCCGCCGGGGCCGCCGCGCUGCGCAUCGGAGCCUUCAACAUCCAGAGCUUUGGCGACAGCAAAGUGUCGGACCCAGCCUGCGGCGGUGUCAUUGCGCAAAUCGUGGCUGGCUAUGACAUCACGCUGGUGCAGGAGGUGCGAGACCCGGACCUGAGCGCCGUGUCCGCGCUCAUGGAGCAGAUCAACAGCGUGUCCAGGCACGAGUACAGCUUCGUGAGCAGCGAGCCCCUGGGUCGGGACCAGUACAAAGAAAUGUACCUGUUCGUCUACAGGAAGGACGCGGUGUCGGUGGUGGACACGUACCAGUACCCGGACCCGGAGGACGCCUUCAGCCGUGAACCUUUCGUGGUCAAGUUCUCCGCCCCCGGCUCUGGUAAGGCCCCGCCCCUCCCAUUCCGCGGCCCCGCCCCCCCCCCCCCCCCCCCCCCGCUUCUGACACGCGCCUUCGCAGCUGCCGGGGAGCUCGUGCUGAUCCCGCUGCACGCGGCGCCGCACCAGGCCGUGGCGGAGAUCGACGCUCUCUACGACGUGUACCUGGACGUGAUCGACAAAUGGGGCACCGACGACUUGCUGUUCUUGGGCGACUUCAAUGCGGACUGCAGCUACGUGAGGGCGCAGGACUGGCCGGCAAUCCGCCUGCGCAGUAGCGAGGUCUUCAAGUGGCUCAUCCCCGACAGCGCGGACACCACGGUGGGCAACUCGGACUGCGCCUACGACCGCAUCGUGGUGUGCGGCGCCCGCCUGCGCAGGAGCCUGAAGCCCCAGUCGGCCGCUGUGCACGACUUCCAGGAGGAGUUCGGCCUGGACCAGACUCAGGCCCUUGCCAUCAGUGACCAUUUUCCUGUGGAGGUGACCCUGAAGUCCCACUGAAAACCUUCAAGGCCUGGUCAGGGCACGCUGCCUCCAGACUCGACCUGAGGAGGACUCUGGCCCCCACAGAUCUCCUUCCGGAUGGCUGGCCAAGCCCCAGCAAGCCGUGGGGCAGGGCUGGCUGGACAAGUGGCUGUGGACACAUCACAGGCCCACUCAGCCUGUCUCUCCAUCUGUAAAAUGGGCUACGACAUCUACCUCCUCCUUGUGAGGAGCACCUACAGGGCGCCGGGUGCGUGGCUGUGCUCAAUAAACGGGAGCAAGCGUUUAGCCAGGA
Messenger RNA from Neofelis nebulosa (Clouded leopard), 1595 nucleotides. RefSeq names its product deoxyribonuclease 1 like 2 (gene DNASE1L2). Gene Ontology annotation, biological process: DNA catabolic process. The record is from RefSeq and is a predicted model, not a curated record. Gene Ontology annotation, molecular function: DNA nuclease activity. Lineage: Eukaryota; Metazoa; Chordata; Mammalia; Carnivora; Felidae. Gene Ontology annotation, cellular component: nucleus.